This is a messenger RNA of Pyricularia grisea, 1569 nucleotides long. RefSeq lists its product as uncharacterized. Lineage: Eukaryota; Fungi; Ascomycota; Sordariomycetes; Magnaporthales; Pyriculariaceae. Bases 1 to 1569 code for a protein of 522 amino acids. Gene Ontology annotation, molecular function: polygalacturonase activity. The transcript has a single exon. Gene Ontology annotation, biological process: carbohydrate metabolic process. The record is from RefSeq and is a predicted model, not a curated record.
AUGUUUCACAAAGGCUCUUGGAGUAAGAUGAUUUCAGUGGCAAUCCUGUGCCUGGUGGCGAUUGCCAAUGCCAAAUAUGUCAGCUACCCACGGCCGUCGAUUUACACCAAAUCUGCGCAUUUCUCCCUCAAGGUCAACGGAACAUACGUGAACACAACCAACUAUGCUGGCUACGACUAUGUCCACAUCUCUAUGGAUCAGGGUUACAAGACUGAAUUUCGCAUCGCCAUCACCGAUCAACCUGCAAUCACGUCAUACACCAUCUCUCCACAGCGGCUACCAAUCCAAGCCCGGGUGGAGGGCAAGGAGCUCAUCUUCUCCCUCGUCAAGGCGCACUACUUGAUUGUCAGGCUCAAUGACUCCCAGAAUACCAAGGCCUUCGUGGUUAUGAUCGAUCCCAUUGAGGAGAACGUGCCACAGCAGCGAGGAAAUGGCAUAUUCAACGUACUCGACUACAAGGCCGACAACACUGGAGCUACACUCAACAAAGGAAUUCAAUCGGCCUUGGACGCGGCUGGCGCUCGCCCUGACAGCAUCGUAUAUGUGCCUCCGGGUCUCUACCUGACAGGCAACCUGGUGCUGCCCAGUAACACAUCACUCUACCUCGCAGGCGGCGCGGUGCUUCGCUUCACAGGUGUCAUGGCCGACUACAAGAUGAUGUACGAGAAGUCGGACCUGUUCCCUGGCACCUGGUGGAUUACGACCGAGACCGGUUCAAGCAACGUCAAGGUGUACGGGCGCGGCACAAUCGACGGCAACGGCAAAACAACGCGCGACAACAAGUUCAUGGCCAGCAUGCUCGUGCCAUCGGGAACCACCAACUUCCGCGUCGACGGCAUCCUGGUUCGCGACAGCUCCUUUUGGGGCGUCAUGGCCGUUCAGUCCGAGGGCGUCUAUAUGGUGAACCUCAAGGUGCUCAACCGCUUCAGCAUCACGCAGAACGACGGCGUCGACAUUUGCGAGUCGACGCGCGUCACCGUCCGUCGGUCCAUCGCAAUCGCCAAGGACGACAGCUUCUCGACAAAGACGUGGCCCGAGGACGUCGGCACCACGGUCCCCUAUCCCUACGCUCCGCGGCCGCUCUCCGACGUUGUAUUUGAGGACUGCCUGGCCUGGACCGAGUGCUUUGGGUACAAGGUCGGCGAGGGCGUGUGGCAGCGUCAGAGCAACGUGACAUUUCGCGACAGCGUCGUGCACCGAGCAGGCGUCGGGCUCGGCGUGCACCACAAGUUCGGAACUGCUGCGGCCGAUUCGGUGACAUUUGACAACAUCGACAUUGAGAACCUGGGCGGUUCCCCUGGCGGUUUCGCGUCGUGGCUGAUCGCAUACGUCAACAAUGUCAACUCGGGGGUUGGUCCGAUCACGAGGCUGGUCGUCAGCAAUAUUCGCGCGCGCAAGCAGGGAGGAAGGGAUGGUUAUCUCCAAGGAAAUGGAACUUCUUCCAUGGUCAGCGACGUCACAUUCCGCAACGUUUACAUGGGCGAAAGCAAGACACCUGCCAAGUCGCUCAAGGAGAUGAACAUUGUGCGGACAGCAUACUCGGAGAAUGUCAAGAUUUCCAAUUCCUAA